AUGACGGUGUUUACUAAACCUAUAGAUAUUUUAGAGAAACCAAUCAUACUUAAUACGCCAUACGUCCAAGAUGGGAGUCGAAGCGAGUCACGAGUGGAUAUCCCGGGAGAAGAAUAUCUCCCAAACUCCACACAGUCAGUCAAGGGGCUGAUGUAUCUCUUGGUGUCUGUGGUCAUGCUCCUGGCCUUAGGGGUGACAUCCAUUGUUGUAAUGUUGAGGCAGUACAAGUCAGGGUUCAACAACUACCAGACAAUUUGCCAGAUUGCUGUGCCAAGGGAUUUCUCUGAGAAGUUUUCAGAGGGCCACUAUCGCCAUCUGCCUAUCACCUGGCUCCCAAAUCCCAUGCUGCAAGUGGUCAGCACUGUUGACGAACCCGAGAGCGAUGAUAUCAUGAACAUGCUGAACGAGGAGUUGGAUAUCGGUGACACUGUGGAGAAGAUCGUGGUCGUGGACAAUGGCCGUCAAGUCAACUUCAUUCAUGAUUUUAGCGACAACGUUACUGGUAUCGUAGAUGAUGAGCGUUGCUUUGUGAUGGACCUCGAGCCUGACCUGGUGAUGCCUCCAGAAUUGUUCAUGGCGGGGUUGACAUCUGGCGACCAAUUUGAUAUAUCCAAGGUGCGCACACAUCUACGCGCGGCCCUGCCGGCGAUUUUCGAUCUGGCCAAGACUGCUCAAAAGAUGGCUGAAACGUGCUUCGCAAGGCCUACCUAUCGCCUGUAUCGGGACGAGGAUGAUAUUGAAAAACGAUCAACGGACACAAAAGUCCACGACUACAUCCAGUUUUCAGGCAAGCACGUGCAAGAAAUCAAGAUAGACAACAUCGCUGAAAUACUCAAGUACGAAGAGACACUCAACAAGAAGAAGAACUAA
This is a messenger RNA of Leptosia nina, 870 nucleotides long. NCBI's taxonomy places the organism in Eukaryota, Metazoa, Arthropoda, Insecta, Lepidoptera, Pieridae. The record is from the annotation of a GenBank genome assembly.